Aplysia californica (California sea hare) is the source of this 8903-nucleotide messenger RNA. RefSeq names its product dedicator of cytokinesis protein 7. Gene Ontology annotation, molecular function: guanyl-nucleotide exchange factor activity. The transcript is spliced from 48 exons. Lineage: Eukaryota; Metazoa; Mollusca; Gastropoda; Aplysiida; Aplysiidae. Gene Ontology annotation, biological process: positive regulation of GTPase activity; small GTPase-mediated signal transduction. The record is from RefSeq and is a predicted model, not a curated record. Bases 11 to 6796 code for a protein of 2261 amino acids.
UUAUUCCAAAAUGGCUGCCUCCGGGCAGAGAGCCUUUGCUCAGAAGCUGAGCAAGCAAGGAGCAGCAGAGGUGAGGCGACAAGUGUCCUCUUCAGUCUGUUCAAGUCAAGAUUUAAGCAGAAGUGCAAGUGUCCAGUCUAUUUCUAUUCACUCUCAACCUACUCAGGUGCCUCUAAAUGAUGCCCCUGAGCCUACAGACUUUGAGGACUAUGUCCUUCAGAACCAGUGCAUGGUGGAGCGAGAUCCACACAAAGAUCUUCUGCUGUAUCCAGAGGAUGAUAUCCAGGUUCACAAGAUGCCUAAGACCCGCCGUACCACACAGCCUAGCUUGCCUGAACCUGGGGCUGAGGCGGACCCCCAUGUCCGAGACUGCGUCAGAAGGUACACAUCUGACUACACAGUGGUCACACGAAGGUAUCAGCAGUAUAGCAGCAGCUGCGUCAGCAAAGAACGAUUGUCAGACCAUAACAUGUUCCAGCAUGAGUAUGAGAUUGAUGUGGACGAGUUGCCAGAACAAGACAAGGACACAAACAAACGUCAGUCAAUUCACAUGAAUGACACACCCCGAGGUAGCUGGGCCAGCUCAAUCUUUGACCUCAAGCAGUCCCAGGCAGAUACGUUGUUGCCCAAUCUGUUUGACCGCAUUUCCUAUGAUGAUGUGGACAGAAAUAAUGAAAAUUUACGACAGCAGAACCGCUACGACAACAUCUUCAGUUUGUACCCAGUCCAAGAUGAGGAGGAAGUGAUAGAGCGCAGAGGUCCAACAGAAGUGCCGAAGGAACAUUUUGGUCACAAAAUCCUUGUCAAAUGUUCUCAACUUAGCCUUGAACUGGAGGUAGAACCAAUCUUUGUGUCAAUGGCGCUGUAUGAUUCACGUGAAAAGAAAAAGAUCUCAGAGACAUUUCAUUUUGACCUGAAUUCGGAAUCUAUGAAGCGUCUUUUAAAUGGACACAUCACUCGUCAGGAUGUGUCGACAAUGAGUCGGUCGUGCAUAUUCAGCAUUACUUACCCCUCUACAGAUGUCUUCUUGGUCAUCAAGUUGGAAAAAGUGCUUCAACAGGGAGACAUCAGCGAGUGUGUUGAGCCAUAUAUGAAGGAAGACAAGUCAACAAAAGAAGAGAAGUACAGAGCUCAGGCUGUUCAGUACUGUGAGCGCUUGGGCAAGUACCGUAUGCCAUUUGCGUGGACAGCCAUAUACCUGAUGAACAUCAUGACCGGCCAAGGCAGUUUGGAGCGGGAAGGUCGGGGACGAGAAGGUCGCGAAGGUCGUGAGGCCAGCGUGGAAAAGCGCAUGAGAGAGGCCAGCAUAGACAGGACAACAGAGCACGAGAUGCACAGGGCUGCGAGUCUCGAUGUCGGUCAGCCGGAUCGCAGGAUGGGCUCCAGUGGCAGCCAGUACGAGAGUUUCCGCAAGCGCUCUAAGGAUGACAUGCUGGCAGGCCGGCGUGGGUCCAUUGACCGAGGGCGCAGUGGGUAUGAGAAGUUCCGUAGCAGGUCCCCAGAGAACUACAACAGUGCCAGCAUGGACAAUUUUCAUCCUGUUACAUUGACGGUCAAGAGCUUUUUUAAGCAGGAGGGUGUCAAGCUCAGUGAUGAGGACCUGUACAAGUUUCUGGCAGAUCUGAAGCGGCCGACGUCUGUACUCAAGAAAGUCAAGUGUAUACCUGUGAUGCUCAAACUGGACAUCUCUCCUUGUCCGGAGGAGCCGAAAUUCACUCUGACCCCUGAACUGCUGCGAGUUGAACCGUACCCAGAUGAUUCAGGCCGACCGACCAAAGAAGUACUAGAGUUCCCGUCUAGAGAAGUCUUUGUUCCGUAUACUAUAUACAGGAAUCUUCUGUAUGUCUAUCCGAAGAGCUUGAAUUUUGCAAAUCGCCAAGGCUCAGCUCGUAACCUGGCUGUCAAAGUGCAGUUUCUCAGUGGAGAGGAUGAAAACUUUGCCCUGCCUAUAAUCUUUGGAAAGUCCAGCUGUCCUGAGUUUACAAAAGAGGCCCUUGCUGCAGUGACUUAUCACAACAAGUCUCCUGACUUCUACGAGGAGGUGAAGAUCAAACUGCCAGCCCGGCUCAGUGACAGUCAUCACCUGUUCUUUACCUUCUACCACAUCAGUUGUCAGGUCAAAAAGAAUGAACCCACUCCCACAGAGGUGCCUGUUGGAUAUACGUGGCUUCCUUUGUACCGAGACGGCCGGCUGGUUAGCGGAGAGUUUAACCUUCCAGUGUCUGUGGAGCGACCGUCCACAAACUACUCGCUGCACAACCCAGAUGUUCAGAUCCCGACCAUGAAGUGGGUAGACAACCACAAAGGUGUUUUCUCAGUGGCUCUAAAGGCAGAGUCUUCUGUGUUCCCACAGGAUGAGCACAUUGACAGGUUCAUGAAUCUCUACACCUGGGUACAAGAGCAGAAAAUUCCGUCUCGCAUGAAUGAGAUGGCCUUUGAAAAUGAACUUAAGCGCAGUAUCAUGGACAUUGACAAUGCGAAGGGAGAGAACCUGGUGCAGUUUCUGCCCUUGAUCCUUGACAAGCUCAUCGCAUUGAUGGUUCGGCCUCCCGUCAUUGGGGGCAAUGUGGUGAACGUAGGCCAAGCAACAUUUGAGGCCAUCUCCCAUGUUGUGCUGCGGGUACACGAGCUACUGGAGGACAAGAAUGACCUCAACGGACGCAACGCUCUGCUGGCUGCAUACAUCCAGUAUUCCUUCAGUAUACCCUGUCUGGGUCUACACCAUCAAGGUUCCUCACCCAACCUGGGUAGCCCACAUGGCCAAGGUUAUGCCACACUGGGCCGACCCUCAUCUUUGCCGGUGGCGAAAGCCAACUACCACCGCAGCUCCAGCAAUCCAGACCUAGCUGGUAGCACGCCCACAUCUCCAGAUUUUGAGUUCUCAACGUUCUCCGGUCGACAGCUUGACCGCACAGGCAGCAUGAAGGGAGAGGAUCCUCAGAAUGUCCCAAAAAUUCGAGGGAAAAAGUUGGUACACGAAGAACUGGCCUUACAGUGGGUGGUCUCCAGCGACACAACGCGAGAGGUUGCUCUCCCCAAUGUCUGGUUCUUUUUAGAGCUAAUGAUCAAAUCUAUGGCGGAACAUUUGGACCAAGUGGACAAGUUAUGUGCCCCUCGACAGAUGAGGUUUUUGGACCACUUUAUUGAUGAUGUCAGCUCUCUGGUGUCCAUGAUCAUCAAAGAAAUAGCGGACAGAUUCAUUAAGGAGCCCCCUCUCAUCAAAGGCCUGAACACCAGCCUGGCUUUUUUCUUACACGACCUCAUGUCCCUGAUGGACCGUGGCUUUGUGUUCCAGCUGAUCCGCCAGUACUGUCGCAAACUGUCUUCAAAUAUAAAACAGAUGUCAGAUCCCACUAGCCUAAUGCUGCUGCGGCUGGACUUCCUGCGUAUCGUGUGCAGCCACGAGCACUUCCUGCCCUUGAACUUGCCCUUCGGCACGCCCUUGACCCCCAGCGGGCUUCACUCUCCGACCAGCAGCAUCAGCUCGCGCAGUUCCGUCACGUCCAGCACCACCCUGGUGGACCGCAGUCGAGUCAUGUUCUACAACCUGACCCCACAGUUCCGCAGCCAGCACUACUUGGUGGGGCUUGUGCUUUCCGAUUUGGCCAUCUCCUUUGAGGCGACGAAUCCAGCCAUUCACCUGCGUGCCAUCAGCGUCCUUCGCAACAUCCUCUACAACCAUGACCUGGAUGUGCGCUACACUGACCCCGAGGUCAAGUCCCGGCUGGCUGCGCUCUACCUGCCUCUUAUAGGAAUUGUGAUUGACGCCUUGCCGCAGCUGCACGAUCCUGCUCUGGACAGCCAUAAGCUGCGUGGGCUGGGUGGGGCUCUGGGCGUGGAUGAGGAGGGGGACAAGAUCAACCAGCGGAUAGCCAUGGCGAUUGCUGGACCCAACGUGGUGCAUCGGAUACACCAUUCGGGCUCAAGUGCGGCCAGCUUACAGUCUUAUGAGGAAGCUGGGGACGGUAGUAAGAACCGCAAAACGCCACUUAGUUUGGAGUUGACGCGCAGCCUCCUAGCAUGCUUCCUGUGGGUGCUGAAGAACUCAAAGCAGUCACUGUUGAGAAACUGGUGGUCGGAGCUGCCAAUCACUCGACUGGCCAGCCUGCUGGAGGUCUUGUACCUGGCCGUCUCCAACUUUGAGUACCGGCAUGAUGCCAAGUGGGCCCUGCCCUCAGUGCAUAAACUUUUUAGACGCACCUGGUCCGACGAGACCUUGGAGGACUGGACCCUGAACCAUCACCACGGCAACGGUGGCGGUGGCGGAGACCGCAUGGCCGACCGAGGCAGCCCGAGCCCCACGCUGCUCGGGAACGGCUCAUCAGGCAGCGGGGCCAGGCCUAAGAGCCACACGCUGCCUAAGUCGCAGUCGCUGCACGAGCAGCUGUGGGAGGGCAUCCAGCGCAAGUCGGUGGACCUGCUGAGGGGAGGCAGCAACCUGCUCACUCGCACCAACAGCAAGGAGGACUCGCCUGCUACACAGGGCAAGAAAAUGGUUACCCAGUGCUCUCAGCAGACCCUGAAGAAGAGCGUGGACAUGAAGUCACGCCUUGAGGAGGCCAUCCUAGGCACGGGCAAUGCUCGGACAGAGAUGAUGAUGAGACGGAGACAGAACUCGCAGGCUUCUCUCUCUGGUCUUGGUGGCUCUCAGACUCCACCGCCCAAUGCUGCCCCGGAGAGCGGAGGUUCGCGUCUGCGCUGGCGCAAGGACCAGGUCCAGUGGAGACACUCUGUGGAUUCGUUUGACAGCCCUAAGCCGAUGGAGCAGGAAACUGAGAUGCAAGAUGAGGGAAGCUUAGCUGCUGAAGUCUCCAUGAUCUGCCUGGACAGUUUAGAGCUCAUUAUACAGAUUGCCCAGAACUCUGAGAUGCUGCAGCCACUGCUGGGCAGUUCCCUGCGUGUCCUCCUCCAUAUGUUGGCCCUGAACCAGAGUACAGCCGUACUACAGCAUCUGUUUGCAACUCAGAGAGCUCUGGUCACAAAGUUCCUUGACCUUCUCUUUGAGGAAGAGGCGGAGCAGUGUGCAGAGCUGUGCCUGCGUCUGCUGCGUCACUGCAGCUCUCCCAUCGCAGCCACGCGCUCGCAGGCCUCGGCUUCUCUCUAUCUGCUGAUGAGACAGAACUUCGAGCUUGGAAACAAUUUUGCCCGCGUGAAGAUGCAGGUGACAAUGUCCCUAAGUUCGUUGGUGGGUCAGAACAAGACUUUCAAUGAAGAGUUUCUCCGCAAAUCCCUCAAGACCAUCUUGACAUACGCUGAGAAUGACCAGGAGCUGGAGAACACGUCUUUCAGAGAGCAGGUGCGUGACUUGGUGUUCAACCUGCACAUGAUCCUGUCCGACACGGUGAAGAUGAAGGAGUUUGCCGAGGACCCUGAGAUGUUGCUGGACCUGAUGUACCGUAUUGCUAAGGGUUACCAGAACUCUCCGGAUUUGAGGCUCACUUGGCUGCAGAACAUGGCUCGGGACCACAGCCAGAGAAGGAACCAUGCGGAGGCAGCUCAGUGCCUGGUGCACGCAGCUGGUCUUGUUGCUGAAUAUCUCAACAUGUUGGAGGACAAACCGUACCUUCCUGUGGGCUGUGUGGCUUUUGAGAAAAUCACCUCCAAUGUCUUGGAAGAAAGUGCUGUGUCAGACGAUGUGGUCUCACCAGACGAAGAAGGCAUCUGCACGGGCAUGUACUUCACCGAGAAUGGCCUGGUGGGUCUGUUGGAGCAAGCAGCAGGAUUUUUCAAUAUGGCCAGCAUGUUUGAAGCUGUGAAUGAAGUGUACAAACUGAUGGUGCCCAUCUAUGAACAAAACCGCGACUACAAGAAACUGGCCCUGGUACAUCAAAAGCUUCACGAAGCCUUCACCAACAUCACACGGCAAGAGGGCAAGAGGAUCUUUGGCACUUACUUCAGGGUUGGCUUCUACGGGGCUAAAUUUGGCGAUUUAGACGGCGAGGAGUUUAUUUACAAGGAGCAGAUGAUCACGAAACUGCCAGAGAUUUCACACCGUCUUGAGAGCUUCUACGGAGAACGAUUCGGCCAUGAUUUUGUUGAGAUCGUUAAGGAUUCAAACACAGUGGAAAAAGACAAACUGGAUCCUGAGAAGGCAUAUAUUCAGAUCACCUACGUGGAGCCAUACUUUGACAUGUACGAGUACAAGGAGAGGAUCACGUACUUUGACAAAAACUACAAGCUCAAACGGUUCAUCUAUGCGACGCCCUUCACCUUGGACGGCCGUGCCCACGGAGAGCUGCACGAGCAGUACAAACGUAAAACUAUCCUGACCACCAACCACUUCUUCCCGUACAUCAAGACCAGGGUCAGCGUCAUCGAGAGGAAACAGAUCAUUUUAUCCCCCGUGGAAGUUGCUAUAGAAGAUAUUCACAAGAAGACGCGGGAACUGGCUCUUGCCAUGGCCCAGGAACCACCUGACACCAAGAUCUUACAGAUGGUGUUGCAGGGUUGCAUUGGAACUACAGUCAAUCAGGGUCCUCUGGAGGUAGCGUUGGUCUUUCUUAGUGAUAUUGUGGACGGCAAACAGGCUGCUACCAAACCCCACAACAAGCUCAGGCUAUGCUUCAAAGAUUUUAUCAAAAAGUGUGGUGAUGCCCUGCAGAGGAACAAAAGCUUGAUCACGUCGGAGCAGCGAGAGUACCAGCGAGAGUUGGAGCGCAACUACAACAACUUCCGGGAAAAGAUCAGCCCCAUGAUCUCCACCGCCACUCUCCGCAAGUCAAAACAUCACAAGAGCAAAGAGGGCAAGGAAUCUCGCAGCAAGCGCCAUGCAGAUCAAAAUGUGUCUGUGUGCUGACAACAUCCCCAGCCCUCCUGAGCCAGAGUGUGAGUUCUCUCCAGUCCCAGUCAGCUGUGAGAGGCAAGAGUUGAAGGUCGUGGGAAUCUUGAGUGGAUUUCUAGUCAAAAGCUGUGUUCUCAGACUUUAUUGUACAUGUAUUUGAUGAGCGUGCAAUAAUUCAGCUGCAUGAUGCUACACAUGUUCUCGAGGCCACGUUGGCCCGAUGUUGAUGACCUUGUCACUGGAAGAGGAGAGGAAAGCCCGGCAAGCCUGUGGAGAAGUGAUUGGAGCAGUCAUCGUGCGGCCGGAAGGUCGACUCUCCAUACAGCCCAACUCACCUUAUGGAGAUCUGUACUUACUGAAGGGUAUUUUGUAAAGCUAUGUUUGAAUGCUAUCAUUGGAACAAUCACUGCAGCGAAGACGAUCAACUACAUCCUGUAUUUAGACUCUUACGAUACAAGUCUGUCAGCGAAGACGAUCAACUACAUCCUGUAUUGAGACUCUUACGAUGCGAGUCUGUCAGGAAAUACCCAUGCUGGUUUCCCCAGCCACAGAAACUAUUACAGAAACAAGGCCUGGCUGAGAGGCUCUGGAGCUGUGACCCAGGAUUACUUAAAACCCCUUUCAUGUAUCGGGUAGAUCAGUAGCUGAGUCUUUAUCUUGAACAAAAUCCAACAUCCAUCUAUUGGGAGUUUUUGUCGCAGCAGUCAAGGCUGUUGUAAAAUAUUCUCAAAAUUAUAAUGGUAAAUGUCCUCCAUGUUCAGUGUAAUUUCAGAUUCAUUAGGGUUGGAGUUCAAUACUUUCAAAGUAAUUAUCAUUGGAACGGGAAAUAUGAAGCUAGAACAAGAUAGCACUAAGCGUGUGACUUACCUGAUGAGGAUUUUUCCUCAUUAAAAGUUUCCUUCUGACAUUUCACUGUCAAAGUUUCUUGUUGAUAUAAAAAACUUGUGGGUUCUUGUGGAUUUUCAGUUUUUGAAACGUCCUUGCCCCAAAUAUCCAGCUUUGGUAAGCUGUAAUGUCAGUAAGAGACUUGAAUACACAUUAUGGGCCCCUUAGGUUUGAUCCUUUUUCUGAAGAGGUUUAUUUUGUUAAGGUUCUUGGAUCUGUUUUGUCAAAGUUAUUAGAGUUGGAUUUUAAUAGAAAGGUCUUUCUCUUAAACUUCUGGUUUAAAUUUAGUUAAUGAUCACUUUUUUGUUUCCCUAAAGAAAUGUGGUUUGCACUAGUGUAUAUAUAUAUAUGUAUUCAUUUCCUGCAUUCAAAAUUACACAAGUACUAAGUGAAGUACAAUCAGUCAGUCCGAUUCAUUAUACUACAGUGCAGCACCCUGGUUUGAGCAAGGGUUACCAUGUCUUGCUCAAGGACUCGCCCCAGUGACCACACAUUUAAAGUUCGUCUCACUGACAUUGCUUCUCAUUUUUUGAGCCUGCGGUCACGAGCCACAUCACCGUAAAGGAUGUGAAAAUUUAAUUUGGUCACUCUCUUUUGAGGUUUUUUUAUUACUCAUGUACAAAGGAUGGAUGUAGCGACCACAUGUAGGAAUACUUUACAGUAGUGUCUGCUUAUACGAGUACUACUUAGUGUGAACUUGUUGAGAGCAUACGGUUCACUUUUCCUUCAGUUCUGUGCAAGCCUUUUGAGAAAAAAAGAGAAAGAAGGGAAAAUAAAAUUGUACUUUAUUUGAGUAAAUUUCAUGGAUUUGGUUUGGUUUAACACUGACCAUAAAGACACUAAACGUCGUGACCUGCUCUACCUGUACUGUUGAGAGAUGUCUGGUUUUGAAAUCUGCUGUGACCUGCUCUACCUGUACUGUUGAGAGAUGUCUGGUUUUGAAAUCUGCUGUGACCUGCUCUACCUGUACUGUUGAGAGAUGUCUGGUUUUGAAAUCUGCUGUGACCUGCUCUACCUGUACUGUUGAGAGAUGUCUGGUUUUGGUAUCUGCUGCUUGGUGUUGACAUCACAGGUAUCGAUGCCACCCACCUCCCCCUACUCUAGGUUCUCUGGUACUUGGUGGUCUGAUAAUGAAUGCUCCAGCAUUUAAAAAAAAAAAAAAAAGACAUUCAUUCUAAUAGAACUUCUGAAUAUUUUAGUAUCAAUGAAUAGGUGCCUUUGGAUGGAAGACAACUCC